Messenger RNA from Neoarius graeffei (lesser salmon catfish), 1690 nucleotides. It is a transcript of the gene c1qtnf6b, whose product is annotated as C1q and TNF related 6b. Gene Ontology annotation, molecular function: protein binding. The transcript has 3 exons. The coding region runs from base 73 to 810 and encodes 245 amino acids. The record is from RefSeq and is a predicted model, not a curated record. Lineage: Eukaryota; Metazoa; Chordata; Actinopteri; Siluriformes; Ariidae.
CCAGCUGAUCACAGGAAAGCAGCAGCAGCAGCAGCACUCGGAUCAGCUGCAUGAGGAUCCUGAGGUGUGGUCAUGUCUGGAUUCUUUCUACCUGUGCUGUUGCUCCUCCCCCUGGUGGCCUCUGUCCCCUCCCCCUCCAGGUCACCACCCAAAUACUGCCGCAGGUGCUGCGAUCAGCUGGACCCGCCCCACAGCAACUCGCCCCGUCCCGUGGCCUAUCAGACACCAGAGGUUCGCACGUUCAUCAACAUGACCAUUCUCAAAGGAGAUAAAGGUGAUCGAGGCGAGAGAGGAACUCCGGGUAAGGCAGGAGCAGAGGGUCCUCCAGGUUCCAGAGGCACCAUUGGCCCUAAAGGCAGCAAAGGGCAGGCUGGAGCUCCAGGAGACCCCUGCAAGACACAGCACUCAUCCUUCUCAGUGGGCCGCAGGAAGGCCCUCCACAGCGACGAUUAUUAUCAGGCGCUGCUCUUUGACACCGUUUUCGUCAACCCUGGCGAACACUUCAACAUGUUUAAAGGCAAGUUCUACUGCUAUGUGCCAGGUAUUUACUUCUUCAACAUUAACAUCCACACAUGGAACUUCAAGGAGACCUACCUGCACCUGAUGCAGAACGAACGUGAGCAAGUGAUCCUGUAUGCACAACCCAGUGACCGCUCCAUCAUGCAGAGCCAGAGUGUCAUGCUUUCUCUUGAGCUUAACGAUGAAGUCUGGGUGCGCCUCUUCAAGCGUGAACGCGAGAAUGCCAUUUACAGCGAUGAUGUUGACGUCUAUAUUACCUUCAAUGGCUACCUGGUGGCUCCUGCUGCAUAGAAACAUCAUCACACGGAUGGUUUCCAUGGGAAUUAUGGAUUAAGGUUUCUCUCAGGGAAAACGUGCCAAUGGAGAUCUCUGAAGAGGAAGGAAAGAGUGCUAAUUUAAUCAUAUCAAUGCAUUAUGUACCUUAGCUGACAUGAUUAACAUAUUGGUGCUAAAAAAAUAGCUGACUCACUAACAAUUUGAUUUGGUACUUUUGGUACCCUUUUUGCCCUUUUGAUUUUUGCUGUGCUGCAUAUGAUUAACACGGCUGCAGAGCAGCCUCAGACUGCAUGAAACUAUGCAGAAUAUCCUUUGAAGCUUCUUCUGAGUACAGCAUUGUACAUUGUUAAAGGAAACCAGGUCAUCUGUCCUUCCAAAAAAUCCUCACUUCCUGAAAGGGGGUUGACUGGAAAAUACUCCAGACUUAUAUAAGCAUUUGGCCUGGAUCAUGGUCUUUACUUUUUACCUUGUCUCUGGACCCAGCCUGGUCUGAGUAAGAGCUUAUGUUUGUCGAGGUCUUCUCUUAUACCAGCUGGACAGGUUUUCUCAGUGCCAUUAAUACCAAUACAGAGUGACAGGAAUGAAGGCGCAGCAGUAGCAGUGCCUAUGCAGGAACAAAAAAACUCAAUCCAUCCUGUUAACUUUUAAAAACGUCAUGAAAAAAAUAUCAGUCCAUUUUUCAUGGUCAUAACCAAUCCAAUCUUUUUUGAGCAUAAGCGCAGAAAUAAGGCAUUAGAAAGUUGGCGUGUGGUACAGGAUGCAUACAUUAUGAAGAUAUAUGGUGAGAUGAAUAUCAAUUUAUCCCAAUCCCUUUCAAAACUGACUGGACACUACUGGUGUAAUUAUAUACGAUUGGAUUUCAGUUAUAUAUUCGUUGGUAUAAAUGACCAGCGGC